This is a messenger RNA of Punica granatum (pomegranate), 1048 nucleotides long. The record is from RefSeq and is a predicted model, not a curated record. NCBI's taxonomy places the organism in Eukaryota, Viridiplantae, Streptophyta, Magnoliopsida, Myrtales, Lythraceae.
CGAAACCCUAGAGGUUCGAUCGGAGAAAACACGAUGCUCGAGCUCAGGCUAGUCCAGGGGUCGCUCCUCAAGAAGGUCCUGGAAGCGAUAAAGGACCUGGUCAACGAUGCGAACUUUGAUUGCUCGGCGACCGGGUUCUCCCUCCAGGCCAUGGACUCCAGCCACGUGGCUCUCGUUGCGCUGCUCCUCAGAUCGGAAGGCUUCGAGCACUACCGUUGCGACAGGAACAUGUCCAUGGGGAUGAACCUCAACAACAUGUCCAAGAUGCUCAAGUGCGCCGGCAAUGAUGACAUCAUCACCCUAAAAGCUGACGACGGCAGCGACACCGUCACGUUCAUGUUCGAAAGCCCCACCCAGGAUAAAAUCGCAGAUUUUGAGAUGAAACUGAUGGACAUUGACAGUGAACAUUUGGGAAUCCCAGAAGCGGAGUACCAUGCGAUUGUCAGGAUGCCUUCAGCUGAGUUUGCUAGGAUCUGCAAGGAUCUAAGCAGCAUUGGCGACACUGUUGUGAUAUCUGUGACAAAAGAAGGUGUAAAGUUCUCCACGAGAGGUGAUAUAGGAACUGCAAAUAUCGUCUGCCGACAAAAUACCACAGUAGACAAGCCUGAAGAAGCAACCAUUAUCGAGAUGACUGAGCCAGUAACAUUGACGUUUGCACUGAGAUACAUGAACUCUUUCACAAAGGCAACCCCAUUAUCAAACACGGUGACCAUCAGUCUGUCUUCUGAACUUCCUGUUGUAGUCGAGUACAAGAUUGCAGAGAUGGGCUAUAUAAGAUUUUACUUGGCCCCCAAGAUAGAAGAAGAUGACGAAGAAGCUAAAUCUUAAGGUUUCAACUGAUUCCAAUCCCAGACUUAUAUGUUGGGAAGACUGUAUUUGAUAUGUUUGCCCUCUUGAGCUUGCAAAUUGUAGUUCCGGUGCCCCUAAACGUUAUCUUUUCCUCUUUUUUUUCUUUUCCAGUCAUUUUGUUGAGCUUGAUCAAUGAUUACUUCUUUGUGUACUACUGAAUGAGCAUUGACUUGUGCAACAUAGUUAUGUUUAGGAUCAA